GCCCUGUGAGCAGGCUCCGUCCUGCACUGGGACCUGGGAGAGGAGGAGGGACAUUGAGGAGAGCCGGGCCGUGGAGCAGAGGGGAGGACAGGGCAGGACAGGCCACUACAGGACAGGAGCGGCGGCCCAGCCCGUCCUCUGCCUGCUGCACAGCCGGUGGCCGGCCAGGGAGGGGCUGCUGCCUCCCCCACCCUCCGCCAUGCGCCCUCCUCAGCCUGUGGAAUGUGCGCGGCCCAGGCCCGGGCCCCAGAGCGCCUGGCCGGCCACGCAUGGAGCUCGCUGAGCCCGGCCCCGGUCCUGCCCUGCUGCCCCGAGAGCCCUGCACCCGGCCCGGCCCCCGCAGGCCCCUGCGCACCGAUGGGAUGCGGCUCCGCGAGCUGUCCCUGCGCCAGGACCCUGACCUGAGGCAGGAGCUGGCCUCCCUCGCCCGGGGCUGUGACUUUGUGCUGCCCUCCCGCUUCAAGAAGAGACUCAAGGCCUUCCAGCAGGUGCAGAGGAGGAAGGAGGAGCCGCUGCCCCCCGCGUCCAGCCAGAGCAUUCCGACCUUCUACUUCCCCCGCGGCCGGCCCAGGGACACGGUGAACGUGGACGCCGUCAUCUCCAGGGUCGAGCGCACCUUCACCCAGUUCCCGCAUGAGCGCGCCACCGCAGACGACAUGGGCAAAGUGGCCAAGGCCUGCGGCUGCCCGCUGUACUGGAAGGGGCCCCUGUUCUACGGUGCCGGUGGGGACCGCACGGGCUCCGUGUCUGUGCACAAGUUUGUGGCCAUGUGGAGAAAGAUCCUGCACAACUGUCACGACGAAGCCUCCCGGUUCGUGCACCUGCUCAUGAGCCCCGGCUGCAACUACCUGGUGCAGGAGGACUUCGUCCCCUUCCUGCAGGACGUGGUGAACACGCACCCCGGCCUGUCCUUCCUGAAGGAGGCGUCCGAGUUCCAUUCCCGCUACAUCACCACGGUCAUCCAGAGGAUUUUCUACACGGUCAACAGGUCCUGGUCGGGGAGGAUCACCUGCACGGAGCUCAGGAGAAGCAGCUUCCUGCAGAACGUAGCACUCCUGGAGGAGGAGGCGGACAUCAACCAGCUGACCGAGUUCUUCUCCUACGAGCAUUUCUACGUCAUCUACUGCAAGUUCUGGGAGCUGGACACUGACCAUGACCUGCUCAUCGACGCACAGGACCUUGCCCGGCACAAUGACCACGCCAUCUCCUCCAAGAUGAUCGACAGGAUCUUCUCGGGGGCUGUGACCAGAGGACGCAAGGUGCAGAAGGAAGGGAAAAUCAGCUAUGCUGACUUUGUCUGGUUUCUAAUCUCUGAAGAGGACAAGAAAACGCCGACCAGCAUCGAGUACUGGUUCCGUUGCAUGGACCUGGACGGGGACGGGGCUCUGUCCAUGUUCGAGCUGGAGUACUUCUACGAGGAGCAGUGCCGCCGGCUGGACGGCAUGGCCAUCGAAGCCCUGCCCUUCGAGGACUGCCUCUGCCAGAUGCUGGACCUGGUCAAGCCGCACACUGAAGGCAAGAUCACGCUGCGGGACCUGAAGCAGUGCAAAAUGGCCAAUGUCUUCUUCGACACCUUCUUCAACAUAGAGAAGUACCUGGACCAUGAGCAGAAAGAGCAGGCCUCCCUGCUCAGGGAGAGCGAGGGCGAUGGCCCCGAGCUGUCCGACUGGGAGAAGUACGCUGCAGAGGAAUACGACAUCCUGGUGGCUGAGGAGGCCGCGGGGGACCCGUGGGAUGACGGGUUCGAGGCCGAGCUCAGCCCUGUGGACCAGAAGCUGAGCGCGCUGCGGUCCUCACGGCCAUUCUUCGAGGCGCCAUCCGCGCUGGGCGAUGUGGACCUGUACGAGUACGCGUGCGGGGACGACGACCCGCAGCCGCUGUGACGCCCGGCCAGAGAGGAGGGGACCGUCCGUCCGCAGCGGGCCUGCCGCGGUCUGCGUGUGAACUGUUGAUCGUCCAGCUGUCUUUUGUGCGAGGUGAAGUGUGUUUGUAUGCGAUGAUAAAUUUUUAUUUAUUCAA
Molecule: messenger RNA, 2019 nt
Organism: Castor canadensis (American beaver)
Lineage: Eukaryota; Metazoa; Chordata; Mammalia; Rodentia; Castoridae
Gene: Ppp2r3b
Product: protein phosphatase 2 regulatory subunit B''beta
Biological process (GO): protein dephosphorylation
Cellular component (GO): protein phosphatase type 2A complex
Molecular function (GO): calcium ion binding; protein phosphatase regulator activity
Source: RefSeq, a predicted model, not a curated record